UGGUGCGCGGCAGGCCGCUGGGAGGCCGGCGGAGCGCCGAGAUUGGGAAGCAGUUAAUCAGCGGCGGAGCGAGCGGGGCUCUUAUUUUGACAGGGCAGCGCUUGGCUCCUCGCACGGAGGAAAGUGAAUGAUCCUGUUUCUCCAAAUGAUUAUUCAGGCUCCGGCGGAGAAAGGAGCACUCGGCGCGCAGAGCCUUGCCCCUCGCCACGGCGUCCCCGCCCGCGCCCCAGCCGCCCGCACCGCGGGGCCGCGGCCCGCCGCUUCGGCCCGCCGGGGAAGUUGGGGCUCGCCGCGGCGGGCGCGGGCUGGAGCCGCCGCCGCCGCCGCCGAAAGCGCCAGGCGCGGCAGCCCGCGGCGGAGCGGAGCGGCGGGGGCCCGGCCGGCCGCGCCAUGAGCCCGGCCUGCAUGGCCGGCCCCGCGCCGCCGGCCGCCGCUGAGCCGCGCCGCGCCGCCACGGGGGGCCGGGCCGGGCUGCCCUGAGCCGCGCCGCCGCCGAGCGAGGUUUCCGACCCGAGGGCCCGGGAGCUCCCUCCCCUGGCGCUGUGGGAAGCGUUAGCCAGUCAAAUGCACCCUGACAACAAACUGCCCAGCCAUGGCAAGGCAGGCAGCAGCGGUGCCCCGGCCCAGCACCACAACGUGAGCCAAGCGCCCACCUGCAACCUGGGCUCCAAGGGUGUGGGGGCAGGCAGCCAUGGCGGCAAGGCCACCCAGAUCUCCCCUGGCAACUCUGGACUGAAAAACAGCCAGAACGCUGUCCCCAGCUUCGGAUCCUUGAAGGGCAAAGUGAAACGGGAACGAAGCAUCUCGGUGGACUCGGGAGAACAGCGCGAAGCCAGCACCCCUUCACUGGACGCUGAAUCAAAAGGUGAGGUGGCUCCCCGUAGCAAGCGACGGUGCGUGCUGGAAAGGAAGCAGCCGUACAGUGGGGACGAAUGGUGCUCCGGACCGGACAGCGAGGAGGACGACAAGCCUAUCAGCAGUGCACACAAUUGUAAUGUAGCAGAUCCUGCGAUGUCCACAGCCUCGCAGCUUGGUCCAGGGUCCAACCCGCUGCCAAACCUGAAUGAGACCAGUUCUUCCAGCGCACCUCAUGGUGCCGCCCCGGGCUUACGGCCGGAUGGUGCAGGAGGCGGAGGCGGUGGAACGGGAAAGCAGCCUUCGCAGUUCGUUUACGUCUUUACCACGCACCUUGCUAACACAGCCGCAGAAGCUGUCUUGCAGGGCCGAGCUGACUCCAUUCUGGCCUAUCAUCAGCAGAACGUCCCACGGGCAAAGCUAGACCAGGCGCCAGCUCCUAAAGUGCUGGGGGUUGCUGAGCAGCUACCGAUUAACCCGCCUGCUGCCAACACUCCGCAGUCCCAGCCGCCAGCACCGCAAGCUAGUCAGCCACAGCCGCAGCCUCCCCCGCCGCAGCCUCCGCCUGCGCCCCCGACCAUCAGCCAGACAGCUUUGCCCGCGCCCAGUGCCCUGCCGCAAGAAGGGACAGGCGAGGAUGUCCGGAGGGAUUUGACUCCCAACUCUCUGGGGAACAGCAGCAGCAGCAGCAGCACCCAGCCUGGGAGCAACCACCCAAAUGCACCCACCGCCUCUGCCAACACCAUGCAGCCCGGGCAAGUGGACUCCUCUGCCGCUUCCAGCUCCGGCCUCCUGGGGGAAGGCCCGGGCUCGGGGAUGCCGGGGAACGGGCAGGCAGGCUUGGGCUCCAGGAACCCCCUGAACUCAGAAGGGCUCUCUAAGGAACAGCUGGAGCACCGGGAGCGCUCCCUGCAGACCCUGCGGGACAUUGAACGUCUGCUGCUGCGCAGCGGGGAGGCCGAGCCCUUCAUGAAGUCCAGCCAAAGCACAGGCGAGAGCGGACCUGCCCCUCAGCCACAGGCCGCCCCUGCACAGCCCCCCGCGCCCCCCGCCAGCAUGAAGAAGUACGAAGAACCCCUGCAGUCCAUGAUUUCCCAGACACAGAGCCUGGGCGGCCCCAGCCUGGAACACGAAGUCCCUCAUCACCCAAGUGCUGACAUAGGGCAGCAGAUGAACCUGAUGAUGCAGAGGCUGAACCAGGACAGCCUGACCCCGGAGCAGGUGGCCUGGAGGAAGCUGCAGGAGGAGUACUAUGAGGAGAAGCGGCGGAAAGAGGAGCAGAUCAGCAUCCAUGGCCGGCCCAUGCAGGAGAUCAUGAUUCCACAGUCUAUGGGAGGCAUGAUGAUGCGUGGGCCGCCGCCGCCCUACCACAGCAAGCCCGGAGAGCAGUGGCCGCCAGGGAUGGGCAGCCAGCUGCGGGGACCCAUAGAUGUGCAGGACCCUAUGCAGCUGAGAGGAGGGCCGCCCUUUCCCGGGCCGCGAUUCCCUGGAAAUCAAAUGCAGAGAGUCUCUGGCUUUGGGGGGAUGCAGAACGUGCCCUUGGAUGCUCUCGGGCCCAUGAAUGCCAUGCAGAGGCCGGUGAGGCCCAGCAUGGGCUGGAGCGACGAUAUGCCUCCUAUGGGAGGCCCCGGGACCUUUCCGCAGGGCACCCUGCCCUACCCGUCAGGGCAAGGUGACCCUGAAAGGUUCAUGAAUCCCCGUGCCAGGGAGGAGAUCCUGCGGCAUCAGCUGAUGGAGAAACGCCCGGUGGCGAUGCAGCGGCCCAUGGGGAUGUCCAGCAACUCCAUGAGCCAGGGUAUGGAAAUGGAGAGGAUGAUACAGGCUCACAGGCAAAUGGAUCCGUCCAUGUUUGCCGGGCAGAUAACGGGGGACAACCUGAGCAGUGCCCCGAUGGGCAUGGAGUUUGCGGGCACUCGGGGGAUGCUGAGCCCCCCUAUGAGCCAGUCGGGCCUUCGGGACAUGGACGCGCCCAUGGGCCCCAGCAACCUCAACAUGAACAUGAACGUGAACAUGAACAUGAACAUGAACCUCAACGUCCAAAUGACCCCACAGCAGCAGAUGAUGAUGUCGCAGAAGAUGAGGGGCCCCGACAUGAUGGCGCACCAGGGCGUGAGCCCCGAGGAGCUGGCCAGGGCGAGGGCCCAGAACGGCAAUGGGGGUGCAAUGCUGGGCGGGCCCCAGAAAAUGAUGAUUCCCUCCCAGUUCCCCAGCCAAGGACAGCAAGGCUUCUCAAGCGGACAAGGGCCUUACCCCAACAUGCCCCAGGAGAUGGGCAGCGCCUCGGACAUGUUCAGCCCUGAGCAGGGUGCCAUGCCCGUGGGGAGCAUCAGCGGCACCACCAGGCUCAGCCACAUCCCCCUGCCUCCAGCCUCCAAUCCCACCCCUGCGCAAGGGGGCAACCUGGCCACCAUGCACCCGGCGCCUUCCCGGGGGCUGGGCCGCCGGCCUUCUGACCUCACCAUCAACAUCAGCCAGAUGAACUCCCCCAGCAUGGGCCACCUCAAGUCCCCCACGCUCAGCCAGGUGCACUCGCCGCUGGUCACCUCCCCCUCUGCCAACCUCAAGUCCCCGCAGACGCCCUCGCAGAUGGUCAGCAUGCCUCCUUCAAACCAGUCUGGGCCCCUGAAGUCCCCCCAGGUGAUGAGCUCCUCGCUCAACGUCCGGUCUCCCACUGGCUCACCAAGCCGCCUCAAGUCUCCUUCGAUGGCCGUUCCUUCCCCUGGUUGGGUGCCGUCUCCCAAAGCCACCAUGCCUAGCCCUGGAGUCAACCAGAGCAAGCAGAGCCUCAGCAUGAACUCGUCUGCUUCCAUGGGAGGACUGGAUCAGGGUUCUCUCCCUUCUGGGCCUAGGAGCAGUUCUUCCGCACCAGCCAGUAACACCUCUAGCACCAUGAAUCCCAAUAUGCCUUUUACUUCCUCUCCAGAUCCAUCCCCCUCCCAGAACCCCCUCUCGCUGAUGAUGUCCCAGAUGUCCAAGUACGCCAUGCCCAGCUCCACACCGCUUUACCACAACGCCAUCAAAACCAUCGCCACCUCUGAUGACGAACUGCUGCCAGACAGGCCUAUGCUCCCACCUGGAAGUAUGUCAGGUGUGACAGGGAGUCAGCCGAAUCAACUGCACUUGAACUCGGUGGGGCCUGGGUCCUCCCAGAGCCCCAUGGGCAUGAACCUGCCCGGUCAGCAGCCUCUCUCCCACGAACCGCCCCCCGCCUCCAUGAUGUCGUCCCCCAACCCGCUGGGCUCCAACAUUCCUAUGCACCCCAGUGCACCGGGGGCGGGCGUGCCCCCCCAGAACCCCAUGAUGCUGCCCCCGGGGCCCCAGGACUCCUUGAACCAGCAGUGCGGCCCCGUGCCGAACAGCUCGCAGAUGAUUCCCUCCAACCAGCUGGUGUUCCCCCGCAUGCAGCAGCCCCACGGUGCCAUGCAGUCUCCCGCAGGAGCUAUGCCCAUGGCCCCAGGAGGCGGGGGCGGCCCUGGGAUGCAGCAGCAUUACCCGCCAGGAAUGCCCUUGCCGCCCGAGGACCUUCCCUCCCAGCAGCCCGGCCAGAUGCCCCCUCAGCAGCACAUGAUGGGCAAGAACAUCCCUCCUCGGAUUGGAGAGCCCUAUCCCCCCGUGCUUCCCGGGGUGGCCUCCGUGCUGAAUGACCCCGAGCUCAGCGAGGUCAUUCGCCCCACGCCCACGGGUAUCCCCGAGUUCGACUUGUCCAGGAUCAUCCCGUCAGAGAAGCCAAGCAGCACCUUGCAGUAUUUCCCCAAGAGCGACAGCCAAGCGCCCAAAUCGCAGCCUUCCAACCUCCACCUCAUGAACCUGCAGAACAUGAUGGCUGACCAGCCCGCCGUGCGGCCGGCUAUGAGUGCCCCCAGCCUUCCAGGACAGCCGGGUGUGCAGCGGGGGCUCAGCAUGCCCAUGUGCCAUCCUGGACCAGUGCCCAUGCUGGGCAGGACAGGCAUACCGCCCCAGCAAGGCAUGAUGGGCAACAGCAUGCACCAGGGCAUGAUGUCUCCGCAGCAGAGUCUGAUGGCCCAGCAGAAUUUCAUGCUGAUGCAGGCCAAGCAGAGGAGCAUGUCCGUGUCAGGGGAGAUGUAUGCGCAGACAGGACACAUGAUGUCACCCCAGGGCUCGCUCAUGGGGCCCCCGCCCCAGCAGAACCUGAUGGUCACGCACCAGAUGAGGCAGAGAAGCGUCUCCCUGGACAGCCAAAUGAGUUACAUCCCUGGGCCUGGGAACAUGGCAAACCUGCCUUUCUAACCACGGCUGGCACACCGCGACGGGGAGGGCCAGGGGCUGAUUGUACAAACUUUUUUAAACCUUUCUGUGGGGGAGGGUUGGGGGCCAAUGCCAGUGGAGGAUGCCAAGGAGGAUGUUUUUCAUAUCGGAUUUGCCUCUAUACAGAAAACCAGAUGUGCAGUAAACUUGAUGUGAAUUGGGUUUCUUUUUCCUUUCUUUUUUGGGGGGAAGGGGGUGGAGGGACGGGGGAGUGGGGCUGUUAAUUUUGAAACCUGAGUGGUGACCAGGGACUUCCAACCCUGUGGCAGUUUGUAAAGUUUUCUUUUUUUUUUCCCCUUUUCUCUCUCUCUCUUUUUUUCUUUUUCUUUUCUUUCUUUUUUUUUUUUUUUCUUUUUGGCAACCAAAAUGUGCAAGAAGGUUUUUGGAACUAGCUGUAAAUAGGUCGCUGGGAAAGGCAAAACUUGUGCUGGUUUUUAAUUGUUCUGUAUUUCUGUGUUUUAAUAGAAGCCUCAAAACAUGUUUUAAAGAGACAAAAACAAAAAAUAAGCUAAGGAAGAUGAUGUACAAGGGUUCAAAACUCUCCUUGGAGGAGGCAGGAGGAUCCCCCAAGGCGUGCAGGGCAUUGAGAGAUCCCAUUAUAGAGCAAUUCCUUGUCGAGCCGGUGGCCUUCACGCAUCCAAGCAGUCUGCGGUGCGGGGUGCGUAGUUCCACGCAGAUCUUAGGCCCCGUGGAGGCUGUGCUGAGUUCCAGACCUGCCGGCCCCGGAGGACCGUCGGGAAGGUCGGAGCUGUGGUCCCGGUGAAACGUCGCUGCAGUAGCGAUGGUUCGGCAGGGCAGAGGCAGUCGCUUCUCGGGAUGCAGCUGUCGCUGCUCCGUGGGGAAGCUGCUGUGGCUGCGAAAGGGAGGAUGCCAGCCGUGUGGCUAGAGAAACGCUGAGGAUCUGGUCUCUGCUGGUAGCAGCUUGCUGGGCCUGGAGGUCUCGAUGAGCGGCUCUUUGUAGUCCCCUUCCUCUCCCUUCGUGCUGUGUGUCCUGUGGGCAGGGGUGCGGUGUGUAGGGACGGGCAGGCGCUGAGAUGACCUGGACGAUUCAGUCCUGUGCUUAUAGGAGAGGCUUCUCGGGAACCCGGUUCUUUCGCAGGCUUCCUACCCCAGUCCUUUUCCCCUCCGUCGCCCUAGGCCACCACCCCAUGUCCCUGCUGCUGCCACCGAAUGGUCUCCGCGUCUUCCUCGCCCCUGUCUGUCCUCCGCGCGCCGUGUGUGCUCACGAGCCGUGUAGCUUGCCCGCGGGAUGCAGCCGGCUUGCGGCAGCAAGGCGGGAACUCGGUCAUCGGAGCAGCCAGGUGUUUUGUCGGGCGAGGGCGGCGCAUCCCCUUGCAGCGGUCUGCCGGGGUCCCGGGGGCAGGCUGCACGGUUUGCCCUGAGCUACCUGCAGCAGCCCUGCCCCGUGCAGCGGAGGUCCGGCUGUGGAAGGUAGCCUGUCCCUGUGUGCUGUACCGCGUGUCGGUGUAAGAGUUGUUUGGUGCAGCGUCGGUCGUGUGGUGCUGGAAGUCGUGAGCCAGCCUCUCCGCAGGCUGUUCCGCGUUGCUGAGGGAAGAGGCCAAGCUUGCGUUUCCGCCCCGGCUCCUCGGCUGGCCCAAGCACGGCCGCUGAUCGCCUCGGGCUUCUCUGGGCGUGCUGCACCCCCGGGGUGGUGACUGCCGCCCCGCCAGGUCUUCUGCGCACGGCACUGGUGGGUUUUCCAGAGUUUACUCGUUGAAGGGACUGAGGAGUUAAACGCGCGCGCUCCCUCCUGCACGCGCAGCGCCUCUGGAUUGCAGCAGGGACCUCGUUGCGGCAUGGGGAGCCCGGUGGGCGUCCCACUGCGAACAAGGCGUGCGGCUGCCAGAUGAGCACCAGCUGGAGAUGAGCUCUGCAAAGCCAGGCUGAGCACGCUACCUCUCUUGUAGCAGAGCUCACCUUUCCCUUCCUGCUACCGCAGGGAGGAGAGGGCUUUCGCAAAGGGACGUAGCGAAGGAGGGAGGGAAGGGCGAAGCUUUUCAUCGCGUCGCAAGCUGUUGGAAAGGCCAGCGGGUGCUGAAGUGUCAUCUCAGUGGCUGUGUGGAUCAGACUGGUAACAAGAUGGAGCCACAAAGUCUAAUUGGGAAUAUCUUGAAGUAUUGGGGCGUUGUGUAGAGCGCGUUAAGGGGUGGGAAGUGUGAGUCCAGAUCGAAGGAGGGAUGUCACUCUGGUCUCUUGCUUUGUGUGGUUUGGUGCUUAGAGUGCGACUGAGUAACAUUGUCAAAGGCGGGGAAAUAGGAACAACCCUGGGAAGUGCUUGUCCCCUGCCUUGGCAGUUAGGGCCAAGAGGAAUAAUCCUCAGCCCAGGCUAAAUAAGCCCGCUUUGGACCUGACAUUGUGUGCUCCGUCCUCUCAGAGCGUGUGCUUCGCGUGGGAGGAGCUGGCGUGAGCAGACGUAGCCUUUUCUAGGCUCGACUUGCUUGAAAGGCCCUGGCUUCUCCUGGCUGCACUUUGGGACGUUGGCUGCUGGUGUUUCCUUGUAAGCAGUGAAGCACCAGUGCCAGCCCCCAACCUUGUCCAUCGCCCACCAGCUAGACUCGGUUAAUUUUAAGCCAUAAGAUUUUCUAUUAAAAAAUGGGGUUUUUUGUUUGUCUGUAGACAGCUGCUGUCCCGUUGUUGUCCCUUCGCGCAGCCCCACUGAGAACUUUGCCUGGGGCUUCCCGUCGUCCUUGGGGCAGCAGCCGUUCGCUGUCGCCGUGUCGGCCGGAGCCUGCAGGCUCGGUACCCCUCUGUGCAGGGAGAGGGAGGUCGGUGCUGCUCGUUCGCAGGCUCGGGGCAGCGUGCUGCUGUUUCUGCCUCAUGGGAGGAGGAGGAGGAGGAGGAGGAGGAGGAGGAGGACCUGUCCCGCGGUGGCGAGUGAGUGAGAAGCAGCUGAGCCUUUUAAUUCAGCAGCCCCGGCUGCAAAAGGGAAAUCCUGACCUAAUUUCAGAGCAGCAGAUAGGGCUCUUGGGCAGAGUCCCGCUGCCCUGGAGCCAGCCCUGCCCCUAGUUCUGUGACGGCUGAACGGCAGGGAAAGGACGUGCUGGGUGACAUCCCUCUGCCCUGGGCACCGCUCCCAACCGUGUCUGCUAACAGCGAUGCAGCAGGAGCGUCUCUGGAAGCGGGGUAACAGCCGACCCUUGUCAGACCCGGGCAGAGAGCUCGCCGUCGGCCAGCUGCCCGCCGCCGUGAGCUGCGUCUAGUCUCGUGUCUUGUAGUUUAUUGCUCGGCUUCUAAGCUUGAGUUCUGUGUACUGACUCCGCCUAAUCACAGUAAAAAGGUUCGCCCAUGUUUUAGCCAUGACUUCACGGUGUUUUUCCUGCUCCAAAAAAAAGGUAAACAUUGGGAAACUGCAUCUUUCAAAAUGUCAAACGAUCACACACCCGGAAUUAGCUUUCACGUCGAGGUAAUGGUGACUGACCCGUUCUCUGUCAUCCCAUGGAGAAACUUCCCCAGUCAUUUUGUACCAUUAUAUAAAUAUAUAUAUAAAUAUAAAUAUAUAAAUACAAUAUGUGAAGACAUCUUAUUGGUUUUUAUUUGAAACAAUUUUUAGGCUUGUUUUUGGGUAUCUGUGCUGCCUGUAAUGUAUUGACCUGUUUUAUAGGUGCCUUUUUAUUAAAAAGACAAAUUUCAAAACCUGA
Dromaius novaehollandiae (emu) is the source of this 8759-nucleotide messenger RNA. Its product is annotated as B-cell CLL/lymphoma 9-like protein. The transcript is spliced from 8 exons. The record is from RefSeq and is a predicted model, not a curated record. Gene Ontology annotation, cellular component: beta-catenin-TCF complex. The coding region runs from base 565 to 5103 and encodes 1512 amino acids. NCBI's taxonomy places the organism in Eukaryota, Metazoa, Chordata, Aves, Casuariiformes, Dromaiidae. Gene Ontology annotation, molecular function: transcription coactivator activity; beta-catenin binding. Gene Ontology annotation, biological process: canonical Wnt signaling pathway; positive regulation of transcription by RNA polymerase II; negative regulation of transforming growth factor beta receptor signaling pathway.